UCACUGUAGUGUUUGUGUCAGUAUAGUAACUAUAAAGAUAGUUACAUAUAUGCACAUACACUGUCUCGUGCACACGGAUGGUGGGGCGCGCACGGUAUACACCAUACCAUAGACUAUACAAUAUGGAUAAUACACGCUGAGACACGGUCGAGAGCGGACGCGCGCCUGCACAUAUCGUGUGUUGUCGAGCCAGUGGCAGUUUGUAGUGAUCAGUGUGAUACGGAGUAUAUUACAAGUGGCGACGAGGACAAAGGUCAGAUUUUAUUGUUACCAUAAAAAAAAAUUGAUGAGGGUAAUGAGUCACCUAACGGAAUUUCGCCUUGCAGAAAAUUAUUCUUCUCGUAUCUAAGACUUCUACUUAAGUUCAUUAAGGGAUCCAUAGAUACCUCCAAAUCAAAAAUAAAGAACCUAGCUUAUAACCUAUUGUUACGUAAAAUUAAUAAAAAGUGUCAUGCAAUAAGCAACAAUAAUGCCGCCGAUUAAUUACCCACAACAAGACAAUACUUAAAAUACAAAUUCGUUAUGUACUAAAUACUAGAUACUUAUUCGUUACUGUGAACCAUCUAUUAAAACAAGUUGAUCACAGUAAAACCAAGAGUUUUCGUAUUGAAUAAGUUUAUAUCAGUAAAUAUUUUUAUACAUUCCCUAAUUUUCCCGCCAAAAAAAAACAUCUCCUUAGCAACCGUAACUAAGGCGCGUAAAAUCAACAACUGUCAAGCGGAAGGUGCUAUAACGUUUUAUUUAUUUUUUUUCGUUAUAAGAGUUAUUUAAACAGACCAAAGAGUUUGUAAACUAUUACUCUAAAAAACAAAACUUAGUCACUAAAGAGUUUUGAUGUUGAGCUUGGUAUAUAAUGCUCGACCCGAGGUCGGUAACAUUACAAACUAUUGUGUUGUUCGGGUUGGUCAUAUUUAUGAUAAACAUAUUAUACAGUUAGAUUAGAUUAAUCUUACCAGCAGAUUGUUGUUGUGACCCUAAUUGCAGACACAAUUAAAGAACAAUAGGUAUGCUAGCGCCGGCGAUAGACAGUUAUGUGACACAUUAAUGCCAUUCAAUUGGAUACAUUUGGUACAAAGGUACCCCCAUUCAAUUGGAAACAUUUGGUACAAAGGUACCUCCAUUAAAUUGGAAACAUUUGGUACAAAGGUACCUCCAUUAAAUUGGAAACAUUUGGUACAAAGGUACCCUCAUUCGAUCGCAAAGUUGCAUAUUGGAAGAAACUUAUUAUUUUCAGGUCGCCCCAACUGACUCUUCACGAUGUCAAACAACUUACCGCCAUUAGAAAAAUUAGACUUGGAAGGCGACAGUGCCUCAUUAGGUCAACGUUGGGAAAAAUGGAAAAGAUCUUUAUAUAUUUACCUGGAGGCGACAGAAAUCACGACACCUAUAAAAAAAGAGCGACACUCUUAUUAUUAGGUGGUUCGGGCUUACAGGAGAUAUUCUACAACUUACCCGGCGCAAAUGCAGAAUUAAGUGGUGAUAAUGAUGUGUUCGCAAUUGCAAUAGCAAAGCUAGAUGAUUAUUUCACUCCUAAGCAGAGUAAAGUUUACGAAAGGCAUUUAUUCCGUCUGUUAAAACAGGAAGAAGAUGAGAAAUUUGAAAAAUUUUUAGUGAGGUUAAGAAAACAAGCGGAGAAGUGUCAGUUUGAUAAGCCUGAUGAUCAUUUAAUCGACCAGAUAGCAGAAAAAUGUACAUCAGUAGAUUUACGUAAGAAAAUUUUGAAAAUAGGGGACAAUAUAACUCUUGAGAAAAUAAUUACGGAAGCUAACACGUUAGAGGUUGUCAAUCGGCAAAUGGAAGAAUAUGGGCAGAAGAAUAAGUCAGUUAGUCAGGAAAUAAAUGCAAUAGCCCCUUCCAAAAGAAGACAGUUAGACGGAGAAGGAAGAGCUUUUAAAUUUGAUGUAAAACGAUCAAGGGUCAAUCCAAGUAAGAAUAAAGGAUGUGGCAGAUGUGGGAAUCAAAAACAUGCAUCGGAAGAUAUAAAUUGUCCGGCAAAAGGAAAAAAAUGUCACAGCUGUGGAAAAUUUGGCCAUUUCAGGCAAUAUUGCAAGACUCAAGUCUCUCGGAAAAGGAAGAAUGACGAAAUCGAUAAGCGGGAAGAUCAGCCGAUUAAGCUGGCUCGUAAACAGAAGGAAGUGGAUCACGUAGCAGAUGAAGAAAUAGACUAUGUAUUCAAUAUUAACGAUGAUGCGAAUAUAGAAUGUGAAGUGGGUGGCAUAAAGACAACGAUGUUAAUUGAUUCUGGAUCAAAAUAUAACCUAAUAACUGACACAACUUGGAAUACUUUAAAAGAAAAAGGAGUGAAAUGUUCAAAUCAAGUUAAACAAUCAGAUAAAACACUUUUAGCUUACGGCAGUAAAAUACCACUUGAAAUUAUGGGAUCAUUUGAGACAACUAUUAAAGUAAACAAACAGGAAGAACGUACAAAUAUUUAUGUUAUUGCAAGAGGAUCAAGAAACUUGUUGGGCAAAGACAGCGCUUUACGCCUUGGAGUACUGAAGCUCGGUAUUGGAAUUGAUCAAAUUCGGAAUGGGCCGUUCCCAAAAUUUAAGGAUGUCAUGAUAGAGAUACCCAUCGAUAAUUCUAAAAAACCCGUCUGUCAACCCUAUCGUAGAAUUCCAAUACCAAUCGAAAAUAAAAUAGAAACUAAAAUUAAGGAAUUAUUAGAUAGUGACAUUAUUGAAGAAGUUCGAGAACCAUCAAAAUGGAUAUCUCCAAUAGUGCCGAUAUUAAAAGACAACGGGGAAUUACGACUUUGUGUAGAUAUGAGACGUGCAAAUACGGCAAUAAUGCGAGAAAAUCAUCCAUUGCCUUCAAUGGAACACCUUCUGCCUAGGAUAAAGAAAGCCCAAUAUUUUAGUAAACUAGAUAUAAAAAAUGCAUUCCAUCAAAUAGAACUGCAUCCAGAUUCUAGACAUAUAACAACAUUCAUUAGCUCAAAGGGUCUUUACCGUUAUAAACGCUUAAUGUUCGGAAUUACUUGCGCACCUGAAUUGUUCCAAAAAAUAUUGGAAAAAAUGCUUUUAAAAUGUGAUGGGGUUAUCAAUUUUAUCGACGACAUAUUAAUAUAUGGCCGCGAUGAGCAAGAACAUGACUUACGUCUUCAGGAAGUAUUGCGUGUAUUAAAAGAAAACAAUGUCCUACUGAAUACCGAGAAAUGCCUGUAUAAAGUACAAAAAGUAAAUUUCUUAGGACAUGAGCUAACUCCUGAAGGUGUUAGACCAUUAAAUAAAUACAUAGAUAGUGUAGCGAAGUUCAGGGCUCCCAAGACUGUUGAAGAACUACAGAGCUUCUUGGGUCUAAUAAAUUAUAUUAAUAAAUGGAUACCUAAUCUCGCUACAACGACAGAGCCAUUAAAAGCCUUAUUAAGACAAAAGUUUGGGAAACAUGCAAAUAUCGAAGAAGUUUGGAGGAAUGAACAGGAGACGGCUUUUUCGCAGAUAAAGGAAAAGCUUAAGGAUAUUCCGACUCUUGGGUAUUAUGAUGUCAAUGACAAAACCCAAGUUAUAGCCGAUGCAAGCCCGGUUGGACUAGGAGCCGUCUUAGUACAGAUCGAUGCCAGAGGACCCAGGAUAAUAGCCUAUGGUAAUCGGACAUUAACUGACUGUGAGCGUAGAUAUAGCCAAACUGAAAAAGAAGCUCUAGCUUUAGUUUGGGCUAUUGAGCACUUUAAUAUUUUUCUUUUUGGGAAAGAAUUUGAUUUAAUAACGGAUCAUAAGCCCUUGGAGGUUUUGUUUGGCGUAAAGUCCAAACCAUGCGCCAGGAUAGAAAGGUGGGUGCUAAGAUUGCAGACAUAUAAAUACAAUAUAAAAUACAAACCUGGGAAAACAAAUAUAGCAGACCCCCUAUCCCGGCUAUGCAAAUACUCGGAAUAUUCGGCGAAUAAAAAUGACGAACAUGUGCAUCAUAUUGUCGAAAAUGCAAGGCCUAAAGCCGUUUCUAUGGCCGACAUUGAAAUGCAUUCUGAAGAAGACGAAGAAAUUCGUAAAGUGAAGAAAGGCAUUUAUAAUAAUGACUGGGACGACAGUAUCAAAGGAUACAAAAUAUUUGAUACUGAGUUAUGUUUUUAUGGCAACGUUCUCCUAAGAGGCAAUAAAUUAGUCAUACCUUCAAAGCUUCGUAAACGUGUGUUAGACGCAGCACAUGAAGGACACCCAGGAAUAGUGGCUAUGAAAGGACGUCUAAGAGGAAAGGUAUGGUGGCCCAGGAUAGACAAGGAUGCGGAAACCAUAGUUAGGAGUUGUAAAGCGUGUACUUUGGUUGGUUUGCCAAAUCCACCUGCUCCUAUGAAACGUCGUGAACUUCCUGAAGCACCCUGGGUUGACGUAGCGAUGGAUUUACUAGGACCUUUGCCUAGUAAUGAAUAUCUACUAGUUCUCGUCGAUUAUUAUAGUCGCUAUAAGGAAGUUAAAAUAACAAAAACGAUUACUAGUACUCAAAUCAUCAAAUUACUAAAAGAAAUAUUUAGCCGUUUAGGUUAUCCUUCAUCAAUUACGGCAGAUAAUGGACGACAGUUUAUAAGUGAGGAGUUUAAAGAUUUCUGUAAGGAGUGUAACAUAAUACUCUUCCAUACUGUCCCAUACUGGCCUCAGCAAAACGGCGAGGUAGAGAGGCAGAAUCGUGACAUUUUAAAACGUCUAAAAAUUGGCAAGAUAGAAAAUAAAGCUCUACCAGAGAGUUUGUGGGACUACCUCUUGAUGUACAACUCCACACCUCACUCUGUGACAGGAAAAACACCAUCCGAACUGUUCUUUAGAAGAAAAAACAGGGACAAAAUUCCCAUGCUACAGGAUAUAAAUAAUAAAGAAGAUGACACCGAAAUCAGAGAUAGGGAUAAAGAACAAAAAGGAAAGGGGAAAGAGUAUGGAGAUAAGAGAAGAAGAGCACAGGAUGUGGAUUUAAAUGAAGGGGACAAAGUAUAUGUCAAGGAAAUGGAUAAAGCAAACAAACUAACUCCAAAUUAUAACCCAACGCCACACGUUGUUGAGAAAACCAAAGGUGGAGAUGUUACCAUCAGAAAUGAAGAAACAGGACAGACUUUAAGGAGGAAUAUAUUACAUCUUAAACGAACAGAAGGUGUAUGGAAAGCCGUCCAGGCAGAUAAAGAUGCAACCAUGAUUAAUUCAGUGAUUGAUUAAUAUGUAAUUGGAAUAUAAUAAAAAAUAUUGUCUUGAUUAAUAAAGUUUUUAAUUUAAAACAAGAAAGGGAUGUAGUGUUUGUGUCAGUAUAGUAACUAUAAAGAUAGUUACAUAUAUGCACAUACACUGUCUCGUGCACACGGAUGGUGGGGCGCGCACGGUAUACACCAUACCAUAGACUAUACAAUAUGGAUAAUACACGCUGAGACACGGUCGAGAGCGGACGCGCGCCUGCACAUAUCGUGUGUUGUCGAGCCAGUGGCAGUUUGUAGUGAUCAGUGUGAUACGGAGUAUAUUACACU
Spodoptera frugiperda (fall armyworm) is the source of this 5440-nucleotide messenger RNA. RefSeq lists its product as uncharacterized. Lineage: Eukaryota; Metazoa; Arthropoda; Insecta; Lepidoptera; Noctuidae. Gene Ontology annotation, biological process: DNA integration. The record is from RefSeq and is a predicted model, not a curated record. The transcript is spliced from 2 exons. Bases 1335 to 5138 code for a protein of 1267 amino acids. Gene Ontology annotation, molecular function: zinc ion binding; nucleic acid binding.